This is a messenger RNA of Trypanosoma brucei brucei TREU927, 660 nucleotides long. RefSeq lists its product as hypothetical. Bases 1 to 660 code for a protein of 219 amino acids. The transcript has a single exon. NCBI's taxonomy places the organism in Eukaryota, Euglenozoa, Kinetoplastea, Trypanosomatida, Trypanosomatidae. The record is from RefSeq and is a predicted model, not a curated record.
AUGGCCACUGCGCGGUCGUAUUUUUACUACCUCGACGCCCAUGGGAACCUCUUUCCCGUCACAGACAUUAAAGGACUCAUUGACGGUACAAAUAUUCCAGCAGGUCCAAUACAACUGCGUGACCGGGCUUUUCUAGACUUCUUCUACUUGCGACUUAAGCGAAGUGAUGUAGAAGAUGCAGCGGCAUGUUCUAACGUUAGUGACCGUAGGGAAGAGGGGGAAUUACUGCUGCACAGUGGCGCAAAGCUAACGCCGCAGGAGGUAGUGCAACACUUUCCGUAUGUGAGCAUAUGUGGUCCCGAAAGAAAUUUCUUAAAGGCAGAGGAGGCCCCGUUAGUGUUUGUAAACUACACUUCUGGUCAUCCAAAGUGCAAGCAGCAAAACGGAACCCUUGCGUUUGGCGAGUCGCUAUGGGAGGACUUCCAGCCCCAGGCGCUGGUCGUUACACGGGAAGGUAAACUCUUUCAUCCCAUCACUAAACUCAAGAAUCUUAUAGCCACUCAAAAUGGCGCAGGUGAUGCAGUUCCACGUGGCUUAGUUGAAGCUCAGGUCGUGAAGAAAUUGGGGCUGGAGUUAGUUUGUGACAGCGCUAAAAGUGGAUACUACGUCCUUGAGUGGAAAGGACAGAAGCAGCGCAUUCCGUAUUUUGACGAACUGUGA